This is a messenger RNA of Spea bombifrons (plains spadefoot toad), 3237 nucleotides long. It is a transcript of the gene PIAS4, whose product is annotated as protein inhibitor of activated STAT 4. Gene Ontology annotation, molecular function: transcription coregulator activity; SUMO ligase activity; zinc ion binding. The transcript has 11 exons. The record is from RefSeq and is a predicted model, not a curated record. Bases 7 to 1638 code for a protein of 543 amino acids. Gene Ontology annotation, biological process: regulation of transcription by RNA polymerase II; protein sumoylation. NCBI's taxonomy places the organism in Eukaryota, Metazoa, Chordata, Amphibia, Anura, Pelobatidae.
CUGGAAAUGCAUACGCGAGGGAAACGAGGUCGGACCCGGGCUCAGGGAGGAGCUUCUACAGAUAGGUCACAGAAUGAGCAAUUUGAUUACGUAAGCCGGCGUCGGCCGGCGCGGGGGACGCUGGAUGCCAAGAUGGCGGCAGAGCUAGUAGAAGCGAAGAACAUGGUGAUGAGUUUCCGGGUGUCAGACCUUCAGAUGCUCUUGGGAUAUGUUGGGCGAAGUAAAAGUGGUUUAAAGCAUGAGCUUGUGACACGUGCCCUGCAGCUUGUACAAUUUGACUGUAGCCCUGAGGUUUUCAAGAAGAUAAAAGAAUUAUACGAGACACGAUAUGCAAAGAAGGGUCCGGAGACUGGUUCUUCAGCUUCUGCACAUUCACUUGCACCAAGUCGAUCCCCUGAAUCCUUGUCAAUCCACUCAUCCUAUGAACACGGAGUUUCAAGUCCAAGAACUUCCCUCUCUCCCACUAACAUAGACUACCCUUCUCUGUAUGGAAAACAUGUCAAUGGCCUGUCUAGGCUACCACCCAAAGUAAUGACAAAACCUGAGGUGCGACUAGUUAAGCUCCCUUUUUACGAUGUGGUGGAUGAGCUUUUAAAGCCAACAGAACUUGUUGCCCAGAACAGUGAGAAACUUCAAGACAGUCCCUGCGUGUUUGUACUGUCUCCAAGGCAGGUGGACCUGAUCAAGAACUCGAGAGAUUUGCAGCCUGGCACCAAAUCUGUUCAAGUUGUCCUAAGGAUUUGUUACACAGACACUAGCUGUCCCCAGGAGGAUCAAUACCCACCCAACAUUGCAGUGAAGGUGAAUCACAACUACUGCUCAGUACCAGGAUACUAUCCUUCCAACAAACCAGGUGUGGAACCCAAGCGGCCAUGUCGUCCCAUAAACCUCACUAACCUCAUGUACUUAUCAUCUGCCAGUAAUCGAGUUACUGUCACAUGGGGAAAUUAUGGCAAGAGUUACUCAGUAGGACUGUACCUAGUGAGGCAAAGAACUUCUUCCGAACUCUUACAGAGGUUAAAAACCAUUGGAGUGAAGCAUCCAGAGCUAUGCAAGACCCUUGUUAAAGAGAAGUUACGCCUGGAUCCAGACAGUGACAUAGCCACCACAGGAGUUAGAGUUUCAUUGAUCUGCCCGUUGGUGAAGAUGCGUCUUACUGUGCCCUGCCGAGCAGAGACCUGUGCGCACCUCCAAUGUUUUGAUGCUGUCUUUUACUUACAAAUGAAUGAAAAAAAACCAACAUGGAUGUGUCCCGUUUGUGAUAAACCUGCCCAGUAUGAUCAGCUUAUCAUAGAUGGGCUUUUGUCCAAGAUACUCAGUGAAUGUAGGGAUGCAGAUGAGAUUGAAUUUUUGGUUGAUGGCUCCUGGUGCCCGAUAAAAGCCGAAAAAGAGAGAAGUUGUAGUCCAAUCUGUCCUGUUUUAGACCUUGGUUCCCCAGACACAACAACAAAACCUCCCCCUCCAAGCAACACAUCAAGUGAAAAUGGGAAACCUGGACCAGAUGUAGUGGACCUAACGCUGGACAGUUCUUCAUCUUCAUCAUCUUCCUCUGAGGAGGAGGAAGAGGAGGAAGAGGCUGCAGAAAGGCCCCAGCAGAAGAGACGUUGCUAUGAAAAAGGACUAUUGUCAGCUUGCUGACAACAUAUCCCCAGUUAGACUCAAAACCGCGGGAUACAGAAAGAGGGGCCUGUGCCCCAUCCAUUAAGGCCUGUAUACAUCACUUUCUCACCGCCCUUUUCGAUCUAUUUAACCCAUAAGCCGCACAGAGGAUCAUUUUCAGCUGGCGAUGGGUUAAACAUUCGGAUCUACUUAACUAGUUAUAAGCAUAGAUCUUGUUGAGCUGGCAUUGGAUUAAGUAUUUUAAUUUGUUUCCACUAUUUAAAGCUCUUUGCUGUUCAAAAACUGUUAGCGUAUUACCCAAAUAUGUUGAAACGAAACCAAUCAAUGCCUCCUUUUGGUACAGUUUCCUCUUCCCUAAUGUCAGUUGCAUUUUUAAACUUAAGAAACAUAUUUUCUUUACUUAAUGGUGCGCUUUGUAAGGGUGAAAUACAGUAAAAUCUUUACUCAUUGUAAGAGUGGGGGUGGGGAGGCAUGCAUGUUUGGUGAUAUGGGCUUUUGCAGCAUAUUGACUAACUAAAACAUACAUGUAGAGCAGAGACUGGUCCCGGUUUGAGACACCAGGUGAAAUAUUUAGACGGUUGUUUCUUCGAUAUUGUGGAAACAUGAGGAAGAAAAAUGCUAUUUUAUCGCUGGAUGUUCUUGGUAAUAUGCAAAAAGUGGGUGUGCUUAGUUAUUUGGGGCACAAAAUGGGGGCUGGGUCUACACAAUGCUUUGAAUUCAACUACCUCUCUGCUGUUCAGGUUUUAUUUCUAUGCUAGUUAAGGGGAGAGGUUUAAUGCUGCUCUACACACUUUCUCUUCCUUCCUCUGUAAACCUAACCCACAACUGUACCCUGCUUUUGCUCCAUGCAGGACUUUUUGACUUUUAAAUACAGACUACCUGUCAUAAUUUUGUAAUUUUCCAUUGAUGCUGUGUGAGAAUUUUCUUCUGGAUUGGAAGAAAUCCAAAAGUACAGUCUCCUUCAGAAUGCCAUUAACCUUUCAUUACCCCGCAAUGAGGUUCUCCCUGUCUUUUCAAAAUUUUAUGUGCAGACAGAAUGAGAGAAAAUCUCACCCCUUCAUGCUCCAACCUACCUCUGUCAUCAUGUGUCCUUACACAUCCACAGUAGGUGGUUUAAAUGUGUCUGAAGAACACCACCCAAAUUCUUAUGUUUUGGUAUUCUCAUACUGUUCCCCACUUUCCCAUUUGCAAAAUAGCAUUUGUGACAUUUUGAUCAGGAGCAGGGAGAAUUAAAAAGAAAAAAAAUCAGGCUUUCAUGUACAGAACAUUAGAGCCUUUAGAUUUUCACUCCUUUGGCCCUGGAUAUUUUUUUUCCUUUUGUGUGUUUGUUUUUCUGUAAUAAUCGUUUGCAGGACACCAUGCAACCGUAUCAACAGCAGCAUGAUGAAAUUGUCAGUUUAUUUUAUUUGUCUAAUUUAAUUUUUUUAAUAGUCUGAUCAGAGUUCUACUUCUGUGAACAUUUUAUUUCAUUAUGAAUGUUUUUUUUUUUUUAUUAUGGAAAAUACUUUGGGAAAAAUUUCUUAGCUUUUUUUUUAUUUUCUCUCCAUUGUACAUUCCCCCAAAGGAAAUAAAAACACAAAAAGAUAGUGUUUGUUACAAUAAAAAUAUUUAAAAAUA